AACAUCGAAAAUUGAAGACGGAGAAUUAAAAGAGAAAUAAAAAAAAUAAAACAAAAACAUAAGCGGCCUGAGAGGGGCGAAGAAGCAAAAUUUAGAGGGAAAGUUCCCAAAAAACUGCCCAGGAUAAGAAAUUAAAAAAAAGAAGCAAAAAUCAGGGUGUUGGACGGGAGGGAGUGUUGAAUGCGCGCACUGUCCUCUCUGUUUCAUCGUCCCUAAACGAAGCCCUGAAGCCACAUAGAGGAGGAGAUUUAUAUAUAAUAUAUAUAGAGAGAGAGAGAGAUAGGGGGCGAAGAGUCCGAUCGAUCGGAGAAUAGUCGGUUGGACAGACUCGUUCUGAGUUCAGAUCGGGUGAAGUCAGUACGGAAGAUGAGUGGGUGGGAGAGGGUUAGGCCGUCGAGAACCAGACUGGGUCGAAAUUCCAAUUCAAGUAUGGAGGAGCGCGUUCCCUCGAGUCGAACGGUUCGACUCGGCCGAGUUCAGCCUCAGGCGCCUGGUCACCGGACCAUUUUCUGCAACGAUCGCGAGGCCAAUCUUCCCGUUAAAUUCAGGGGAAAUUCUAUAUCAACUACGAAGUACAACUUUUUUACUUUUUUGCCAAAAGGACUGUUCGAACAGUUCAGGCGAGUAGCUAAUCUUUAUUUUCUCACAAUCUCAAUUUUAUCAACAACACCAAUCAGUCCUGUGAGUCCAAUUACAAAUGUGCUCCCUUUGAGUAUGGUGCUUUUGGUUUCUCUUAUUAAAGAAGCAUUCGAGGACUGGAAGCGUUUCCAGAAUGAUAUGUCUAUAAAUAAUAAUCUUGUGGAAGUAUUGCAUGACCAAAAGUGGGAGAGUAUUCCCUGGAAAAGGUUGCAGGUUGGGGACAUUGUAAGGAUUAAGCAGGAUGGGUAUUUUCCUGCAGAUCUGCUAUUUCUUGCUAGUACGAAUCCAGAUGGUGUUUGCUAUAUUGAGACAGCAAAUUUGGAUGGGGAAACCAAUUUGAAGAUUAGAAAGGCACUGGAAAAAACAUGGGAUUAUUCGACUCCAGAGAAGGCAUCAGAAUUUAAAGGUGAAGUGCAGUGUGAGCAGCCAAACAAUUCAUUAUACACUUUCACAGGCAAUCUCAUUUUUCAGAAGCAAACUAUACCUCUCACCCCAAACCAACUCCUGCUGAGAGGAUGCAGUCUAAGGAACACUGAGUAUAUUGUUGGGGCUGUUAUGUUCUCAGGUCAUGAAACAAAGGUAAUGAUGAAUGCCAUGAAUGUUCCUUCCAAAAGAAGUACACUAGAGAGAAAACUUGACAAACUUAUACUUACACUUUUUGGAACCCUCUUUCUCAUGUGUCUCAUUGGAGCUAUUGGCAGCGGUGUAUUCAUCAAUCGCAAGUACUUCUACUUGGGUCUAAAUGAAGGUGUAGAAGAUCAGUUCAAUCCUCAAAAACCUUUUGUGGUUGCUAUUCUUACUAUGUUCACUCUUAUUACUCUAUAUUCAACCAUCAUUCCUAUAUCUCUUUAUGUUUCCAUUGAGAUGAUCAAGUUUAUCCAGUGUACCCAAUAUAUCAACAAGGACUUGCAUAUGUUUCAUGCUGAGAGUAAUACCCCUGCAUUGGCUAGGACUUCCAAUUUGAAUGAGGAACUGGGACAAGUGGAGUACAUAUUUUCUGAUAAAACUGGAACUCUAACAAGAAAUUUAAUGGAGUUUUUCAAGUGUUCAAUUGGAGGAGAGGUGUAUGGCACUGGUGUCACUGAAAUAGAGAGGGGAUUAGCACAGCGGAGAGGCCAUAAACUUGAGGAGGGGCAAAAGUCAGCCAAUGUGGUGCAAGAGAAGGGAUUUAAUUUUGAUGAUGCUAGACUUAUGCGAGGAGCUUGGAGGAAUGAGCCUAAUCCUGAUCUUUGCAAGGAAUUUUGCAGAUGCCUUGCUAUAUGUCAUACAGUGCUUCCGGAGGGUGAUGUAACAUCCCCUGAGAAAGUUACAUAUCAAGCUGCAUCACCGGAUGAAGCUGCUUUGGUUACUGCUGCAAAAAACUUUGGCUUCUUUUUCUACAGGCGUACACCAACAACCAUAUAUGUUCGUGAAUCUCAUGUUGAAAAGAUGGGUAAAAUUCAAGAUGUUUCAUAUGAGAUCUUAAAUGUUCUUGAGUUUAAUAGUACAAGGAAGCGCCAGUCUGUUGUUUGUCGCUAUCCAGAUGGCAGGCUUGUAUUAUACUGCAAGGGUGCUGACACUGUGAUCUAUGAGCGAUUAGCUGAUGGGAAUGAUGAUUUAAAGAAAGUAUCUAGGGAUCAUUUGGAAAAUUUUGGAUGUUCUGGGCUACGUACCCUUUGCUUAGCUUAUAGAGAUUUAAGUCCUGAUAUGUAUGAAAGCUGGAAUGAGAAGUUCAUUCAGGCGAAAUCUUCUCUACGCGAUCGUGAAAAGAAGUUGGAUGAGGUGGCUGAACUCAUAGAAAAAGAUCUGAUUUUGGUUGGGUGCACUGCCAUUGAGGACAAGCUUCAAGAAGGAGUUCCAUCUUGCAUAGAGACGUUAUCUAGGGCUGGUAUUAAAAUUUGGGUGCUUACAGGAGAUAAGAUGGAAACUGCAAUAAAUAUAGCUUAUGCAUGCAAUCUAAUAAACAAUGAAAUGAAACAGUUUAUUAUCACUUCUGAAACUGAUGCAAUCAGAGAAGUUGAAAAUAGGGGUGACCAAGUGGAAAUUGCACGGUUUAUUAAAGAAGAAGUUAAAAACCAGUUGAAGAAGUGCCUUGAGGAAGCGCAGCACUAUCUCCAUAUGGCGUCUAGACCAAAAUUGGCACUUGUAAUAGAUGGGAAGUGUUUGAUGUAUGCAUUGGAUCCAAGUUUACGAGUGAUUCUUCUCAAUUUAAGCUUGAAUUGUUCCUCAGUUGUUUGCUGCAGAGUUUCUCCUUUACAAAAAGCACAAGUGACAAGUUUGGUCAAAAAAGGUGCAAAGAAGAUAACACUUAGCAUUGGUGAUGGUGCCAAUGAUGUUAGCAUGAUUCAAGCUGCUCAUGUUGGUAUUGGAAUUAGUGGGCAAGAGGGCAUGCAGGCAGUGAUGGCUAGUGAUUUUGCUAUUGCCCAGUUUCGUUUUCUUACUGAUUUACUUCUUGUUCAUGGACGAUGGUCCUAUCUUAGGUUAUGCAAGGUUAUCACAUACUUCUUUUACAAGAAUCUUACAUUCACUUUGACUCAAUUUUGGUUCACUUUUGAAACUGGAUUUUCUGGUCAAAGGUUCUAUGAUGAUUGGUUUCAAUCCUUAUACAAUGUUAUAUUUACGGCCCUGCCCGUGAUCAUGGUUGGGCUUUUUGACAAGGAUGUCAGUGCAUCUCUUUCCAAGAAAUAUCCUGAAAUAUACAUGGAGGGAAUAAAGAAUGUAUUUUUUAAAUGGAGGGUUGUGGCAGUAUGGGCCUUCUUUUCUGUCUACCAAUCUCUGAUCUUCUAUUACUUUGUGAGCUCGUCUAGCUCAAAUGCUCAAAAUUCAUCCGGCAAGAUGUUUGGUCUUUGGGAUGUCAGCACAAUGGCAUUUACUUGUGUUGUAGUUACUGUUAACAUACGUCUUCUUUUGAUGUGCAAUUCAAUUACAAGGUGGCAUUAUAUCAGUGUUGGAGGAAGCAUUGUAGCAUGGUUUGUAUUCAUUUUCAUAUACUCUGGUAUUAUGACUCCAUAUGACCGACAGGAAAAUGUUUAUUUUGUCAUCUAUGUCUUGAUGAGUACAUUCUAUUUCUACUUGACAACUCUUCUUCUUCCUAUUGCUGCUCUUCUUGGGGAUUUCAUUUACCAAGGGAUACAAAGAUGGUUCUUCCCGUAUGAUUAUCAGGUUGUUCAGGAAAUUCACAGGCAUGAACCAGAAGGUAGAACCAGGACAGAAUUGCUGGAGAUUGGAAGCCAGCUUACACCAGCUGAGGAAAGGAGCUACGCAAUAGCUCAACUACCACGAGAGUUAUCAAGACACACAGGCUUUGCUUUUGAUUCACCUGGGUACGAGUCAUUCUUUGCUGCACAGCUUGGUGUAUUUGCACCUCAGAAAGCAUGGGAUGUUGCUCGGAGAGCCAGCAUGAAGUCUCGCCCCAAAUUAGGGCAUAAGAAAUAAACUACACAAGAUUCUUGUAUAAAAAUCCCCAUUUUGACAGUCUAGCUUUAGAAAAAUUUGUAAAUUAGUUUGUUCUGUAUCUUAGUUUUAGUUAUGUUUUUGAUAUAUAUAGAUUUCAUUUGAAUUUUGGUUCCACUUUUAUAGACUUCUUUUAUUGAGAAGCUGUAGUUGUGCAAGGGUUGUCGCCUGUGUGCAUUUAAAUGGUCUAUAAUCAAACGACGAGUAUUUUUCCCCCUUUAA
Humulus lupulus (European hop) is the source of this 4293-nucleotide messenger RNA. RefSeq names its product phospholipid-transporting ATPase 3. The transcript is spliced from 27 exons. Gene Ontology annotation, biological process: phospholipid translocation. Gene Ontology annotation, cellular component: plasma membrane. The record is from RefSeq and is a predicted model, not a curated record. Lineage: Eukaryota; Viridiplantae; Streptophyta; Magnoliopsida; Rosales; Cannabaceae. Gene Ontology annotation, molecular function: ATP binding; magnesium ion binding; ATP hydrolysis activity. Bases 367 to 4053 code for a protein of 1228 amino acids.